Molecule: messenger RNA, 7536 nt
Organism: Drosophila montana
Lineage: Eukaryota; Metazoa; Arthropoda; Insecta; Diptera; Drosophilidae
Gene: spri
Product: sprint
Exons: 10
Coding region: 992-6568 (1858 amino acids)
Biological process (GO): vesicle-mediated transport; signal transduction
Cellular component (GO): endocytic vesicle; cytosol
Molecular function (GO): small GTPase binding; guanyl-nucleotide exchange factor activity
Source: RefSeq, a predicted model, not a curated record
CUGUUUGGCGCAAUUGUAACGCGAAGAUCGUGUGUCUCUCUCUCAGUGUAGCGGAGAAACGGUCGCGAGUUUAAGUUCUCCGGCUAAAAGGCAGCUUAAUACAUUUGAUUGCGAUUGUUAAUCACGCUCCUACGAUUAAGUACGAAAUUAUUUUGGUUAAUCUAAGUAGUUGUUGGCAUUGUUGUUGUGCGUGUCUACACUGGGCAAUUGCUGGCCGGUGCCGGGGCAGACGAAGUCGCGGCAACGGAUUCGUCGUAUUCGUUACAGCGCGCUGCUGUUUUUAUACAAUUUUUUUGUUUUAUAUUUUGUUUUGUUCGAAAUGUGUCGUAAUUAAAUCAUAUACAUACAAACAUAAUUAUUAUUAUUUAUAUUUAAUUGUUAAAAUAAAAACAACAACAGCGACAGCUGCCAAGCAAGUGAAGUGCGAGAACGGAAAAAGAAGCGCGAUACGCGAAUUAAAGUGUGUGGAGAGUGCGUGCAAUUUGGAAUUGGAGCAACAACAACCGCACGGACAACGCCGCCGCCAAUUGUCGAACUCUUCACAAUCUUUGCACCCUGCCCAGCACGUUUCAAUCAUGUAUGUGUGAGUGUGUGUGCGCGAUUGUGUGUGCGUCUGUGUGUGUGUGUGUGCUGUACGAGCUGCCCACCUGCCGCAUAGGCAAAUCGAGCACGUUAAUUAAAUGUCAACAGUUUUCAAGCUGAGAAGCGCGCGGGACGCGAAAGGACGCGGAGUUCAGACCGAAACUGAAACCGAAGCGGAGGCAGAAGCUGAACCUGAAGCUGAACCUGAAGAGGAAGAGGAAGCAGCAGCAGCAGCAGCAAAUGCGGAGGCUGAAAUAAAAGACGACGGCAACGAAUUGAAAUUGUGCAAAAUGUUUGCAUGACUGUCAAAUAAAUCAUAAGAAGCGCAACAACAACAACAACAACAGCAGCAGCAACAACAACAACAACAGCAGCAGCAGCAACAACAACAACAAGAACAACAAGAAACAUGGUUAAUGCUGUGAUGGAUGCCAUUGCGCUGCUCAGCUCGCUGGCCAGCGAUUUGGAUGUGAUGCUGAAUGAUUUGCGUUCAGCGCCCAAUCAUGGUACGACAACAACAACAACGGCAACAGCAGCAGCAGCAACAGCAGCAACAGCGGUAACAGCAACAGCAAUGACAGCAGCAACUAUUAACCAACAGCAGCAACAACAAUAUCAACAUCAUCAGCAGCAACAGCAACAACUGCAGCAUUCAAGGCAAUUGCAGCUACAACAUUGGCAAAGCAUUAGCAACAACAACAGCAGCAACAAUAACAACAACAAACACAACAACAACAACAACAACAUUAACAACAUCAGCAACAACAACAGCUACAGCUACAGCUACAACAACAAUAAGUACAAUAGCAGCAACAACAAUAUACAGCUGCCACGCCCACAAUGGUUAAGUGAUAUCAAAUUGAGGCCUGUGAAAACGGGUCGACUAACAACAACAACAACAACAACAUCAGCAACGACAACAACUACGCAGCAACAGCAACAGCAACAACAACAACAACAAGCGAAUGGCUUGCAGCGUCGCCGCUUGGCCCCAAAAACAACGCCGCCGCCGCCGCAGCGUCGUUCAACACGGCGACUGCGCAGCGAGCAGCAGCAGCAGCAACAUCAGCAGCAGCAGCUUGAGGCCGAUGCUGAUACGGAUGCCAGCGAUUUGGCCAAUAUGACGUCACCGCUGAGUGCCAGUGCCGCUGCCACGCGCAUCAUUGGCCUCUCGCCGGACGUGAAGAAGCUGCAGAAGCUUCCUCUCUGGUGCCGCAACAACAGCAACAACAACAACAACAACAACAACAACAAUAGCAGCAGCAGCAGCGCAGUCAGUGGGCUAACGGCGCAGCGUCGACUAACAACAACACGCCAGAUCCAGCUACACAAUGUGCAUCAUAGAACAAGUGAACAGCUGACGCCUGCAGCUGCUGCUGCUGCUGCUGCUGCUGCUGGUGCUGCAGUUGGCGUUGCCACGCCCCAAACAGAGAAAACGGAGGCUGUUGUGAGUGCAGUCAAGAGCAGCAACAACAACAACAACAAUAACAACAACAAUAAUGGCAGCGGCAACAAUGCGCAACAGUCACAAAAAUCUCAGCAACAACCGAACAACAACAACAACAACAAAUUGAAUGGCCAAUCAAAUGUCAGCCCGAACAACAACAACAACAACAACAACAACAACAUGACGCCCACCAGCCAGGUGGACGGUAAGCACGGCGACUGUCGACGCAGCAGCAGCCUGGAACCGGAUGCCGAAGACGUUGUCGACCUGGCACAUGGCGGCGCCUUCGAGGACGACACACAGGCUCUGCUGCCCAAAUGCGCGCGCCGCUCAAGAGAUGAGCUCAGUCAGUCACGCACAUCUCUAGUCUCCAGCUCGGAGGGCGGCAUUUUGGCCGAGGGCGAAACAUCUAGCGAGGAGAGCUCCCGUGAUUCCAGCGACAAUUCGCCGCCCUGUGAUUUGGGAUUGAUGGAAAGAUUGCUGCUAACGCAUCCCAUGUGGUUUCUGCCCGGCAUACAGCGUUCCGGUGCCGUACAUUUGCUCCAGGGCAAGGAGGAGGGGACAUUCAUUGUGCGUGGCUCCAGCCAGCCGAACACGAUGGCCGUGUCGGUGCGUCUGCCCCAGGAUACGGGCCCAUAUAUCGAGCACUAUCUGAUCCAGUCGCAGGAGAACAUACUCAGCCUGGAAAGCUCACGGUUCAAGUUCGGCUCGAUUCCGGCCCUGAUCGCACACUAUGCCCAGUGCUGCGAUGAGCUGCCCGUGCAGCUGAUGCUGCCACGCGUUCUGCGCGAGGCGAACAACCGCAAGAAGCUCUCAUCGCUGGCCCUGCUCGGCCAGGAGUUCUGGCGUUAUGCCAGCAGUCCGGCUGUGCUGGGUCCGCCCAUUGCCGCCAAGACAUUUACAGCUGCGAUCACAACUGCCACCUGCACCGAGCAGCAACAGCAGCAGCAGCUGCUUUUAGAUGCCAAGUCGCCGCUCUCACUGACCGAGACCAGCGGCCUGGGCACAGCCACAUUCUUCAGCGAUGCUCUGGCCGCCGGCAAGCCGCCGGCUGUGGCGCCGCCGCAGUCGAUGUUCAGCCCCACGGGCAGCGGCCAGCUGUUGGGCUUCUUCAGCCAGGCGGGUACACCGUCGGACACGAAUUCGAGCAUGAGCUCGUUCUCGACCAGCGGCGGCCAGCAUAUGCAGCUGCUCAGUCCCAAUUCCGUGGAUUCGGUCAUACUAACCAUGUCGCCGGUGGACGCGCAGGGCUAUCUGCCGGGCGGUGCUGCCUUGGAGCCGCCAAUGCAGACAAUGCAGCCGCAUGGCAGCAAUAAUUUGAGCACCUUUAAGACAACAUCGGCGGCUGUGGCAAGCAUUACAGAGCUGGAGCAGGUGCGUCCACAGCGGCCCAAGCCGCCGAACACAUUGAAUCUCAAGCCGCCGGCACCGCCGAUGCGCUGGUCCAAGCCGCAUUCACCGGAUCAGCUGGGCAACAAUUUUACGGUUACCACCACGGUUACAUUUUCCAUGGAGAACAAUAAUGGCGGCAACAAUGGUGGCAACAAUGGUGGCAACAAUGUUGGGGCCAAGUCAAAUCCCGCACAGUUUGUGGAGGUAACAACGCCCGCCUCGAGCAAUCCCUUCAAUGCGCUCCUCAACUCUCAGCCCAGCACCAGCACGUUCCAGACCUUCGCCAAGCGUCUGUCGCCCGAGGGCGAGUGCAAAGAUACGCUCUCCUCGCAGGGCUCCUCCUCCAACGACAGUCGCUGGCAGUCACAAUCCCAGUCGCAGUCGCAGUCCCACUCCCAAUCCAGUCGCGACUCCAGCCACAGCCAGCGCAAGAUUCUCUCUCCGAUGACACCAAACGGCGCUGGCCUCCUCCCCGGCGGCGGCGGCGGAGGCAGCAGCAGCAAGUCACGCAAAUCGCGCAACCGCAAGGAAUCGAAACACUAUCAGGAAUCGGACAUACUGGAGAGUCCGCCAGCGCAGUAUUGCGCCAGCGCGCUGAGCGACAAGAUCAGCGACUACGAGGACGUCUGGACGCACGAUCCCAGCGAUCGGGCCAGUCUGCUGACCAGCUUCAAGCCCGGUCUGGAUAAUCCUGGCGUUCUCAACCGACGACCCGAUCUGCUAGCCGAGACACCCAGCACACCCACACAGCAGCUGCUGUCGCCCUGUGAGGAGAGCGGCGCCAAUCAGGACACCAGCCAGCAGCUGAUGCAGUUCUCCGGCGAUGCACAGCCACGCUCCCGGGCCGGUCUGCUGUUGCCGAAUCUGGCCAACGCUGGCGCGGCGCCAGUCAUGACGCAGUCGCUCACCGAGCAGAGCGGCGGCGAUGGCGAUGAUGGCGGCGAUACCACGCCCACUGCCGCACAGACGCCUGGUUCGCGCAGCAAGCAGGGCAGUCCAUUCUAUGCCGAGCCGGCAGAUGCACUGCGUCAGGCUGGCUUCACCAGCGCUGCGGCGGCAAUAUUGCGGCGACAACAGCGCAGCCAGCUGCUGCCCGCCAAUCAACGGCACUCGGAGCCGCUCAAGGGCGGCCUGGCAACGACGGCGGCGCCGCUGCUGCUGCCCGCCGAGCUGGAGAAGCUCGCCGGCAGCCUGGACGAGCUGAAGCAGAAGCCAAAGCCAAUGGCAAUGGCUCAACAGCCCGCCAAGCGUGGACGCAAUCGCAUCGAGCACUGGCAGCUGGACAGCAGCUGGGAGUUUAUGGCCAAGCAGGAGACCAACGGCGGCGACUACGAGACUGCCGCCGAUUGGCAGGAGAAGGAGAAUUCGUUGGGGCGCGACAAGGAUGCGGCGGGCUCAAAGAAGCGUCCGCUCACCGUACACCAGAUAAUUGCCAAGCGUCUGCCCGACCUCAAUCUGCCGGAGCUGGUGCGCUGCUCGACCCCGCCCCAGACACAGGCGACGACGACGACGGCGGCGCCGCUGCAGGAGAAGGGGAACGUCGAUGGCAGCCAAAAGUCAUUCCAGAGCCAGAACGGAUGUCGGCUCUCCGCGUACGACAACGUGGAACGCAACUGUGCCGCCUUCUGUCAGACCUACUAUGGCGGCAUCGAUUCGGCGCAGUCGGACGACGGCACCGUCUUCUCGGAGCCGUGGGACUCGUCCCAAUGGGACUCCUUCAUGCCCAUGCAGGAUGAUGCCACCAUCAACUCAGACUCCAUUCAUUUGUCCAAGUGCCGACCGGCGCUCUCGGAGGACGACACCAUCAUCGAGGAGUUCAGCAGCACCAAAGACGGCAGCAACAGCAGCUGCAACCAGGAUACGCUCAAGGCCAAUAAAAAUGCCACCAGCGCCGGCGCUGGCAACAACAACAACAACAACAAGGCAAUACGACCCAAAGUGGCCACAAUUUUAAGAAAUCCAAGCAUGCGGGAUCGGGAAAUACUAUGCCAUCCCCGCAACAAGAUCAACGUACAGAGCGUGGGACCUGGCGACUCGCUGCGUGCGUAUACACUGCAGCUGGCCCAAGAUCCGAGCUCCACAUUUGCCCGCAACAUCGAGAACUUCAUCAGCUGCACCAAGGAGUCCAGGGAGGCGGCGCCCCAGGUGGUGAUGCGCAACAUGCGCCAGUUUAUGAGCGGCAUGAAAAACUAUCUGGUCAAGCAUGGCGAGGGCAAGUUCCAUGCCGAGCUGGAGUCGGCUCGAGCGCGCCUCAAGUCCGAUGAGUUUCUCAAUCUGGAUGCCAUGCUCGAGACGGUGAUGCACCAGCUGGUGGUGCUGCCGCUGCGCGAGCAUCUCUACGGCAUCUUUGUGGACUACUACAAGCGCAGCGAGGACAUCCAGCUGCUGGCCCAGAAUGUGCGCUAUGCCUGCGAACGGGAUGCCACCGACUUUGGCAUACGUGCCACAGUUACGCCGCCAUCGCAGACGGCACUCCGUCUCAUUGCCAAUCUAUUGUGGAAGCUGCAGGAGGCGGAGCUGCCACUAGACAAGCUGGAGCUCUUUCUGUGCGUCAUCUCGACCGUGUUCGAUGCGACGGGCUGCCCGCGCGGCCAGCAGCUGGGCGCCGAUGAUUUUCUACCCGUGCUGGUCUAUGUGGUGGCCAAGUGCGGAUUUGUCGGCGCCGAAAUUGAGGCCGAGUUCAUGUGGGGACUGCUCCAGCCGACUCUGCUCAAUGGCGAGCCCGGCUACUAUCUAACCGCACUCUGCAGCGCCGUGCAGGUGCUCAAGACGUUCAUGGCCUCUGAGGGUGAAAGCGGCAGCGGCUCCCUCGACUGGCGAUCAAGCUGCUUGCCGGCGUGCUCCAGCGUGCUGCGUGUCAUCAUACCGGACGAGUGCAAUGGAUCGCUGCAGACGCGAACUCUGCCGGUGCGGCCGCACACGACGACGCGCGAGGUGUGCCGGAUAAUAGCGCACAAGGCGCGCAUUACCAAUCCGCAGGACUAUGCGCUCUUCAAGCUGGUCGAUGGCGAGGAGACGCUGCUCACCGAUGCCGAGUGCCCGCAGGAUGCACGACUCGCUGCCAAGGGCAAGCACUGCAUGUUGGCCUAUAAGCGGAUCGAUGCCAAGAUUGCCUGGCCGACAGCCACCCAGCCGGGCACCCAUUGAUGCCGUUUGUUUUUGCCGCCGACAUGCCAGCGUCCGCGAUCCCGCAACCGCAGUCGACCCCGCCCCCGCCCCCGACCCAGCCCAUGUCCGUGUCCGUGCCCAACGGCCCCAUCUUGCUCACUAACAAGCAUAUUUGAUUAAUAAUUUAUUAUUAUUACAUUAAAAUAUACUUAGUAGCCUGUAAGUAAAGCUAAUUAACGCUAAUACAUCUAAUGUGUACUAAACAAAAACAGUAUUCAGUUAAGAGCGGUUUUUUUUCUUCUCAUCCAUCGCCAACGACACCAACACCAACACCAACUCCAACUCCAACUCAUCAUCAUCAUGAAUAUCUGUAUGAGCACACACACUCACGCAAUCAAAAAUUUUUUUUAUCGCUAAUAAAUAUACGAAUAUAAACAUAUAUAAACUAUGUAUACAACUAUAUAUACCAUAUAGAUAUACAUAUAACAUAUGUAGUGCGUAGUAGGCCAAAGUUAUAGCACAAGGCCAAUUAUUCUAGAGGAAACAUCUACACAGACACACAUACACACACACAUUCACUCUCACACACCUAUACGUGUAUUGCACUCUUGAAAAGCGGUUUGCAAUCCAGCUACAAAUACAUCUACGAUCUAUAAGCCAUAUAUCAAUUCUUCGACCAAUUACUGCAACUAAAAAACAAUCACAAUUUUAAUAGAGCACACACACAUACCCACACACAUACACACACACUCACACGCCAAGGCAUUUAUAGCUGUUUUUUUUACUUGGGAGGGUUAAAAAAUACAACACAACAUCUAACACAUUUAUUUACAUAUAUAUAACGUAUUAAUAUUAACGUUUAACUUUAAUAUUUAUGUACAACUAAAACCAACAACUGCUAUUGGAAAUCGUAAUUUUUUUUUGUUUUUUUUUUUAAUGUAUACUUUGUAAAAUAUAGCAAACCACAAGGCAAUUAUUUAAUGAAUAAUAAAACAAUAAUAAUGGAA